Messenger RNA from Bipolaris victoriae FI3, 909 nucleotides. RefSeq lists its product as hypothetical. The transcript has 2 exons. The record is from RefSeq and is a predicted model, not a curated record. The coding region runs from base 1 to 909 and encodes 302 amino acids. Lineage: Eukaryota; Fungi; Ascomycota; Dothideomycetes; Pleosporales; Pleosporaceae.
AUGCAGAGCAGAGGGAAAUACAGAUGUAUCGGCGAUCGAGCAUCUUAUGGGGCAUCGAGGAAAAGAGCCAGUUUCCAAGGCAGAGCGAGGGGGCUAGCUCGCCUGCGCUGGGCCCGACCAUCGCAAGCUAAAACCGCCCUGUCGCCCCUGUCCAUUGCGACAUUGGACAUUCUAGCGCCGACAGCCAUGCCAACGGCUGCGAGACGCUCCUUGCACCCGCUCGACGCCUCCGCGCAUCACGCCGGCCGUGCGUGCGUGUGUGGGUGGUGCGUGGGUGAGGGAGAGAGGACGAGCGAAGGCGUAUGUGUGUGCGCAAGUAGCAUGUGCGCGUGUGCGUGUGCAGUGACAACGACGAGACGACGACGACUCUGGGGGGCAGGUGACCCGGCGACGACAGCAAGAGUACCAAUCUCAAUCUUGUCGAGCAGGCAGAGCACAGGCGGCACGGACGGCACCCGUAUCCGACAGAGGCUUUGGGAGUUGGUGAUCGGCCACUGGAGCAGCGUUUGGGUGCAGGCGUGCAGAGAGGUGGGAGUGCUAGAGCAUGUCGAAAAGGGUAGGUGGGGAGAGGGAGGCUCGCGGAAGGAGCAUCAUGGUUCGCCGGAAACAGUGAUUGUCGCGGCCCAGACCUCGAGUAUUUGCCUCGUCCGCCCAUCUCUCCCUCUCUCUGCCUCGCCUGUCCGCCGCCAGACCGCCAGACCGCCAGUUCGUCACGCAGGGAACGUCACCCGCCAAUCCAAAAUGCCCCUCCUCGUCCCCUCGUCCCCUCCCCCACCUAUCCCUGCCGCCACCACUGCUGCUCUCUUCGGCCCGCUCUCAUCUGCUGCACAUCCUCGCCCUGUCCUGCUCUGCCCUGCUCUGCCCUGCCCUGCCCUGCCCUGCCCUGCCCUGCCCUGCCUGCCCCCCUAG